This is a messenger RNA of Nicotiana attenuata, 933 nucleotides long. RefSeq lists its product as uncharacterized. The record is from RefSeq and is a predicted model, not a curated record. The transcript is spliced from 4 exons. Bases 1 to 933 code for a protein of 310 amino acids. Lineage: Eukaryota; Viridiplantae; Streptophyta; Magnoliopsida; Solanales; Solanaceae.
AUGAACAAAGUGCUUUUGAUCAAUUCUCUUUUCACCAAGAAACAAGGGAUUGAGAUGGUAAUUAUCCUCAUCUAUGUGGAUGAUUUACUCAUCACUGGAAGUAAAUCUUCACUAGUACAAGAUGCAAAAAUGACUUUGCAUAGUCAGUUUAAAGUUAAAGAUCUGGGAGAGUUGAGACACUUUCUUGGAAUAGAAGUGAUGAGAUCAAAGAGGGGAAUCUUACUCAAUCAAAGAAAACAUACCCUGCAAUUGAUUUCACAAGUUGGGCUGAGUGGAUCUAAGCAUGUUACUACACCUCCGGAACUUAAUCAGAGAUUGACCACUACAGAUUAUGAAUCUUAUGUUGGGAAAUCAGGUGAUCCAAAGUUAGCAGACAUCACAACGUACCAACAGUUGAUUGGCAAGCUCUUAUACUUAAUAAUUACACAACCAGAUAUAAGCUUUCAUUGCCGAGGUUCUUGUGAAGCUCUUGGGAACUUCGACGCAUUAAGGUUCUGGGUUCUUGUGGAUCUUUUGUUCUUUAUUGUUGUCCAUUUAACUGCUCUUCUAUGGAUUCUGGAUUAUGUUGGUGAAUAUGGCUCCUUGUUGGAAGUCUGGGUAUGCUGCAUGAGAAUUGCUGAAGGCCCAGACAGUGCUGGUAUCAUUGCCUAUUGUGAUUCUGAUUGGGCUGCUUGUCCAAACAUAAAGAGGUCUGUUAUUGGCUAUGUAAUAAAGCUAGGAAGCUCAUUGAUUUCCUGGAAGUCUAAGAAGCAACAAAAAAUAAGUAGAAGAUUUGCAGAAGCGGAGUACAGAAGCAUGGCAGCAGAUGUGGCUGAGGUCACAAGGCUUUCAGGCUUGUUGGAUGAAUUGGGGAUUCAGAUAUCAAACACCUGUGAACCUACUCUGUGGCAACAAGACAACUAUCUAGAUAGCAGGGAAUCCUAUCUUCCAUGA